AUGGUGUAUCUGCUAGGCGUGAAUUUACCAGAUCAGAAACUAGUAAAAAUAGCGCUGACGAGGUUCUAUGGAAUUGGGCUCACGACGAGCGAGCGUAUCUGUGCAUAUCUCUCCAUCCACGACAAGGCGAAGAUUGGGCAGCUACCAGAGCACACAGUCACGGAGCUUUCAUCGUUCCUGUCUGCACCCCCAGCGCUGCCACAGACGCACUACCUCUCCAAUUUCAAAAUGGAGGCUGAUUUGAGAAGAGACGUGCGGGCGAACAUCGACCACCACCGCCAGAUUGGCAGUUACAAGGGCAGGAGACAUGGCCAAGGCUUGCCGGUCAGAGGUCAAAAUACUCACAGUAACGCACGCACAGCGAGACGCGUGAAUAGGCUGUCCAUGCGUGGAUACGCUACGUGGGUUCUCCGCUAG
Wallemia ichthyophaga EXF-994 is the source of this 417-nucleotide messenger RNA. RefSeq lists its product as uncharacterized. The coding region runs from base 1 to 417 and encodes 138 amino acids. Gene Ontology annotation, molecular function: structural constituent of ribosome; RNA binding. The transcript has 2 exons. The record is from RefSeq and is a predicted model, not a curated record. Gene Ontology annotation, cellular component: ribosome; small ribosomal subunit; mitochondrion. Gene Ontology annotation, biological process: translation. Lineage: Eukaryota; Fungi; Basidiomycota; Wallemiomycetes; Wallemiales; Wallemiaceae.